Molecule: messenger RNA, 550 nt
Organism: Chroicocephalus ridibundus (black-headed gull)
Lineage: Eukaryota; Metazoa; Chordata; Aves; Charadriiformes; Laridae
Gene: MYL6
Product: myosin light chain 6
Cellular component (GO): myosin II complex
Molecular function (GO): calcium ion binding; structural constituent of muscle
Source: RefSeq, a predicted model, not a curated record
CCCCCCCUCCCCGCCCACCCCCGGCCCAGAGCGCGGAGCAGGAACGGGACCGGCCGCCGCCAUGUGCGACUUCUCGGAGGAACAGACCGCGGAGUUCAAGGAGGCGUUCCAGCUCUUCGACCGCACCGGGGACGGGAAGAUCCUGUACAGCCAGUGCGGGGACGUGAUGCGGGCGCUGGGGCAGAACCCCACCAACGCCGAGGUCAUGAAGGUGCUGGGCAACCCCAAGAGCGAUGAGAUGAACCUGAAGACGCUGAACUUCGAGCAGUUCCUGCCCAUGAUGCAGACCAUCGCCAAGAACAAGGACCAGGGCUGCUUCGAGGACUACGUGGAGGGGCUGCGGGUCUUCGACAAGGAGGGCAACGGCACCGUCAUGGGGGCCGAGAUCCGCCACGUCCUCGUCACCCUGGGCGAGAAGAUGACGGAGGAGGAGGUGGAGCAGCUGGUGGCCGGGCACGAGGACAGCAACGGCUGCAUCAACUACGAAGAGCUCGUCCGGAUGGUGCUGAGCGGUUGAAGACCCCUCCUGUCAUUGCGUCUCCCCCACCCC